Hemiscyllium ocellatum (epaulette shark) is the source of this 3288-nucleotide messenger RNA. It is a transcript of the gene itga4, whose product is annotated as integrin alpha 4. Gene Ontology annotation, cellular component: external side of plasma membrane; integrin complex. Gene Ontology annotation, biological process: cell-cell adhesion; cell-matrix adhesion; integrin-mediated signaling pathway. Lineage: Eukaryota; Metazoa; Chordata; Chondrichthyes; Orectolobiformes; Hemiscylliidae. The transcript is spliced from 28 exons. Gene Ontology annotation, molecular function: integrin binding. The record is from RefSeq and is a predicted model, not a curated record. Bases 1 to 3066 code for a protein of 1021 amino acids.
AUGCUGUACAAUCUGGAUUCGCAAAAUCCUGUACUGGUGAAAGGACCUGCAGGGACCUUGUUUGGCUAUUCGGUACUGUUACACAGUUACAGAGACGAAAAGUGGUGUGUUGUUGGUGCUCCAAAAGCGAAUACAUCCUUCGGUGAUACAGUAAGCCCUGGAAUUAUUUACAAAUGCCGAAUCGACCACAAUGCUAAUCAAACUUGCGAAGAACUACAUUUAGGUAUUCCUGAAGGAAAAUCAUGUGGACCUGAUUGUAAGGAAGAAACAGAUAAUCAGUGGCUUGGUGUUAGUUUGUCAAGACAGCCAAAGAAAGAAGGUUACAUACUGGCCUGUGCGCAUCGCUGGAAAAAUGUACACUACCAGGCAUCAGAUAAACGACCUCUUGGGUUAUGUUUUAAAAUUCCAACUGACUUGCAACCUUCUGAAGAUUUGCCACUGAUACCAUGUUUUCGAGAAAAUCGAUGGAAUGAUAAUGAAAAAGGAAGAUGUCAGGCAGGAAUUGCUAGCUUUCUGACUGAGGAGUUAAUCAUAAUGGGAGCUCCUGGAUCUCGUUUCUGGACUGGAACUGUUGCUGUCAAAAAUGAAAAGACAGAUUCUUUGCUCUUUUACGAAGAUGAUGAAAAUAUAGUUCAAUAUGGAAGCUACCUAGGUUAUGCUGUUAGUGCAGGACACUUUACUUCUCCAAACAGCACAGAGAUCGUAGGAGGGGCACCUCAGCAGGAAUUAACUGGUCAAGUCUACAUUUUUGAACAGCAUGAACACACUUUGAAAAUCAUUUUCACAGCAAAGGGUAAAAUGCUUGGUUCAUACUUUGGCUCAUCGGUUUGUGCAGUGGAUCUGAAUUCAGAUGGCCUCUCGGAUCUGUUAGUGGGAGCCUCUAUGUACAGCAUGAUCAGAGAGGAAGGAAGGGUGUAUGUUUACUUGAAUACAGGAUUGGGAGUGAUGAAGGAGCUGGCGAUGGAGUUAGUUGGAAGAAAUUCUUAUGCAGCAAGAUUUGGAGAGGCAAUCGUCGACCUUGGAGAUAUUAAUGAUGAUGGAUAUGCAGAUAUAGCAAUUGGAGCACCCCAGGAAGAGGAUCAGCAGGGAGCUAUUUAUAUUUACAAUGGAAAUGAGGAAGGGAUAUUGUCCAUCUUUUCUCAACGAAUCCACGGACUACAGAUUAAUAAUGCUUUGCGUGCAUUUGGCCAAUCCAUCUCUGGAGGUAUCGAUAUUGAUAAUAAUGGUUAUUUAGAUGUAGCUGUUGGAGCCUUUAUGUCUGAUACUGUUGUGUUGCUCAGGUGCAGGCCUGUUGUGGUUCUUGAUGCUUUCCUGCAGCUACCUCCUUCAAUCAAUCGUACAAAAAUGGAAUGCUUUGAGAAUGGGAAGCCUGUUGUAUGCAUCAAUGUUUCUGUGUGCUUUCGUAACAAAGGAAAGAAGAUUCCUGGUCACAUAGUGUUGCUCUACAACAUAAGUACUGAUGUCAAAAGGAGGAAUGGUUUUCCUCCGAGAUUUAACUUAAUAUCUGAUGGCAACUUGACUAGUAGUUCAGGACAAAUUGCACUCUAUCACGAUAUCAUUAAAUGUAACACUCAUCAAGCACUUAUGAGGAGGGAUGUCAGGGAUACUUUGACACCAGUUUACUUUGAAGUAUCAUAUUCCCUGGAAAAACAUAUUACUAAGAAUGAAUCGACAGAUGCUUUCCAACCACUCCAACCUGUUUUGCAGAAAAAAGGAAACCAAACAAAUGAAGUCAAAAAUAAGACCUAUUUUGAGCGAUAUUGUGCAUUUGAAAAUUGUUCUGCUAACCUCCAGGUUUCUGGAAAGCUGCUGCUAACAGGGUCCCAAGUAAACAAAUCCUAUCUGGCAGUUCAAGAGGCAAAGAAGGUUGUUUUGAAUGUAUUGUUAUUCAAUGCAGGGGAUGAUGCAUACUCAACAACUCUCACUGUUAAAUUUCCCAAAGACUUACAUUUCAUAAAAAUAGUUGAAGUGGUGGAGAAGCAUGUAAUGUGUAAUAUUGUCAGUGAUGAAAAUUCAACAAAUCUGGAAUGCAUCAUCGGACAUUUAUAUCUCGAUUUUUUAUCAAAGGUGGAAUUAAAUUUUUUUCUAGAUGCCAGUAGCUUCACCAGAGCAGAGGAAGACAUCGUCAUCACUGUUAAUGCAACUUGUGAAAAUGAAGAGAGUCUGGAGUUACUUGAAGAUAACUUUAUUACUCUGAACAUGCCCUUAAAAUAUGAGGUUAAUGUUGCUCUCCAUGGAUCCGUAUAUCCUCCCUCAUUUCUGUAUGAGGGGAUAACAGAUGAUGACACAAUGACAUUUACUUUCAAUGAUCCACCUUGCACAUAUCAGAAUGUCAGUUAUUCAUUCCAGGUUACUAACAUGGGGAACAGCAUAGCUCCUGGUCUUGAAUUACAAAUUACACAGCCCAACACACUGCGAACAAAUGACUUCAAGUUGUUUGAAAUUCUUGAUGUAAAGACUGAUAAAGGAGAAUGUCGAUUUGAACAUUACGUGGAAAACUGUGCUGAAAUGCAAAAUGUAACAAUAUUUCAUCAAGUGUUUAACUUUUUCAAGAAGCUUGGAAGAAAAGUACUGUCCUGUUUCAGACAUGGAAUUUCCUGUUUAACUAUCACAUGCCAGUUAGGAGAUAUUGAACAUGGAAGAGCUGUAUCCAUCCAUGUUGCAAUGAGACUCAAUUAUGCAUUUUUGGCAUCGGAUUCUGCUGCUUCGACACUUUUUAUUACAGAAGCUGUGGCAUCAUCAGGGCAGAAUCCCAAAGUUAUUGAAAAAGGAGGAGGCACAAGUAUAACUGUUAUAAUGGAAGCAAUUUAUAAUACUAAAGCAAAAUUUAAAGUAGUAGUAUUAACUUUUGGACUGAGUUUGUUAUUGGGGAUUUUGAUCUUGGCUACAUGCAUUUUUAUGCUUUGUAAGUGUGGAUUCUUUCAAAGAUCUUUGAAAACCAAACUAAAUAAAGAAGUGGGAAAAAUAAAUCUGGAAGAAAUUUUGAUGCCAAUGAGUCAAGAGGAUGAUGAUGAUAAUUUAAUAGAUGAAACACUUGCAUGCAAAUCAACAUUAAGAAAAACGUGAGAAAUGCACAUGAAACAGCAUAGACAUUACUUAAAAACUGGAAAUGGGUACUUAUGUACAUUUCAGUGAAGACAUCAGAAAAUUGUACCAUAGGCGAUUGUGCAGGAAUUCACAAAGAUGUAUUCCAUAUUAUAACUUGUAGAGUCUAAACAUGCGCUACUUUGUACAUGCAACAAUUUUAAGUUGCUUCUCUUUGAACAGAUUUGAUCAAGACAGUAUUAC